Messenger RNA from Caenorhabditis sp. 36 PRJEB53466, 2119 nucleotides. The record is from the annotation of a GenBank genome assembly. Lineage: Eukaryota; Metazoa; Nematoda; Chromadorea; Rhabditida; Rhabditidae.
AUGGAGACUUUGUUAAAACCAGAGCUUGACGGAUACUCGCCUACGGGUGAAAACGGUAGUGAAGGAGAGGAAACCACAAUUUGGUAGGGAUUCAAAUUCUAUGACAAAUUUUUAAUUUCUCUUCAUUUUAGUUCCGUCUGCUGCGAUGAAGCUUCUGGAAGACAUUAUGGAGUUGUCGCGUGCUUCGGCUGCAAGGGAUUCUUCCGGCGGACUGUAAGAGCUGGAAAAAACUAUGUGUGCCGAUAUAGUAAGCGAUGUAGAAUAGACAAAGGUACGAACUAAUUUUGUGUGAUCAGCGUCAUAAUUGAACGUUUACAGCUGGGAGAAAUGUAUGCAGAUCUUGCCGUUUCCAGAAAUGCCUAGAAGUCGGUAUGGAGCCUGAUGGUAAGUGAAAACUUUCUUUUUUGUCGUUCUUCAAUAGAUUUUUCAAAUUUUUCAGCUAUCCGACCGGACCGCGAUAAAACUGGCCGACAAAAAAACCCAAGAAGAAACACGUUGAUUGAAUCACCUAUCAAAAAAGUUUCAGUUUCAUCUAUCACGGGGGAACUUCCUUCAAUGAAUAGACAGAAAGUAAUAAUCAAACCCAAGAUUGCGCUUAUAUCAACUGUUCAAUUUUUAGGAGGAUCACGAAGACCUCUCAACAUCCCCGUCCUCCAGAGCUGAUUCAAUAUCAGUGGAUUCUCGACUGAACUUUGUUGAUGAAUCCGUUUUGACAACAUUGAGUGAAAUCGAAGAUAUUGUGAUACAGCUUCAAGAUAAUUUUGAAACAACGCAAGAAAAUGUUCCGGAAAUGGAAGCGGCUAUCACUAAGCCAUCUCUAAUUGCUGCUAGGACAUUGGUAACAGCUCGUUUCUCAAUAGCUUUUCCAAACAUAACAUUUUUUCAGUUGAACUUUAAUGGAGUUAAAGGUCUUGCUGAUGUCAAUUGUGUGUCUUCUAACCUCCGCAGACUCAUAGUAUUUACUUUUGAUUACAUAAACACUUUGAGACCAAUUGCUGAUCUGAAUGGUUUUGAAAAGGUAAGUCAACGAUUGCUACUGUCCCUGAUCGUUUCAUAUAACUUGAUUUUUAGCUCGCAUUGGCCAGGAGUGUGGUAGCACCUUUCCUUCUUUUAUUUUCCGGGUAUCAAUCUGUUAUUAUUGAUGCUCCGGAAACUGACAGUAUAUACCUCCCAUCCGGACACAAACUUCCUGCUUCUCAACCCCUUUUUACGAAACACUCGAACCGCAAGAAGUUCAUUCUUAUUGAGAACAAAGCCGAGUGAGUAUCUUCAAUCCUUUUUUUCAAGUGAGAGUAGUAGUAGCACAAAAACAAAACGAUUCAAUUUCUGUCGUGCCGUAAAGUCAGCAGACCAACACGUUCUAUUAUCGUCACUUCCCCUCGAUCCGUAAUCUUUGAUGCUUAUGCGAUGAAAAGAGGGGGCUACACAUUUACAUACAACUGAGACUGAGAGAAACGGAAAACGGCAUCAAAGAACAUAGACGCAGUACCCUCGCCCCCUCUCUCUCCCACUUUGAAAAUGACACCACUUGCUGUUUAACUGAGAGAGUAUGUGUAAUGCAGAGAACAAAGUUUGCGCUCUAGCGACUUAGUUUGGUCGGUGUUGAUCUCUUGAACUUUGAUCAUUGUGGUCAGCGCUCAGAUGGUCGAAGACACGACAUGCCCAAAAGGGAAAUGAUGUGUUCAUAUAUGAUUUUCGAUUUUCAGUCUUGUGCGUCGGAACAUGACCGACUUGAUACUGAAUCAACUGCGACGAUUAAAAGUCACAAAAACGGAGAUGGUUGCGUUGAAGGCAAUUAUGGCGUUAGAUCCUAAUGUGAAAGGACUUUCGUCGGAUUCGUGUGAACUGCUUGUUGUUGCUCGAGAAUCAGUUCAAAAUGCACUUUUCUCACAUUUGAUUUCGUCUUUGGGAACAUCAGAAGCUACGACACGAUUUGCACAUCUCUUGCUGUUGAUUGCAUCUGCAACAGUACGUUUAUUAAGGUUUUUUGUGCAAACUUCUGAUGUUUGUUUUCCAGAGAGUCGCAUCUUCAUUUUCUUCUUUCUUCCAACUUUGUAAAGAUGUCAAUCACCCAGUUGAUCAAGUACUCGAGGAACUGCUAUUUCUAGAUCAAGUUUAA